AUGGAUUACUCCCAAAGACAACAUCAUACAGUUAUCACUCCACAACGCGACCAUGCAUACUCCCACUCUCCCAUGGCAUACUCGUCCCCAACCUGCUCUUCUGGAUCCCAACGAGAGUCGCCCAUUCUUGGGUUGGGAAUAUCCGGCUGCCAUAUCGAACAGGCAUUGAAUGGAAUGAGGGUUUUCACUGUCCCAGCCCAGCUACCAUCGCAGCUAGUCCCGGAGCCACCUACCUUCGACUAUUCUUUUCACGGAUACGCCAGCGAACCAUGCUUCUCUACAACUUGCAAUCCACUUCCAAAUCGCUCCGAGGAUUCGCUCGGUCUCUAUAGCCCUACGUCAAUGAGUGCAACCCCAAGUUACAAUUCUGUACUGGAAGUCGGGUCAUGCCAGGGCGCAUUCGCAGCCGAUAUGUCUGCCUGGCCGAAUACAUCCUGCUCAGAAUCGAUAACACCAUCAGAAGUUUUCUCUACCUCAAGCAACGGACAAUGGGGUCAGAGUGGAAGCAUGGGUGCUUCUUUUCCCGCUAGCAUUCCUUCAACGUCAAUGGCACCCUACGCCGAUGCAGCCACGAGAUUGAGGGCAUUCGAAUCAAGGAAGUCCUGCAAACCCGACGUCAACGCCUGGCAGAGUGAAAUUCAAUCUCAGAUCCCUAGCACCAAUACAGCUCCCUCGGAACCCGCCCCAAAGGCUGUGAGAAGGGCACAGGGCUCCUCUGACCGGGUGGUAUCUGCGAGUGGCCUGCAGUGCCCUGAAUGUAGCAAAACAUUCACCAGACGCUCCAACUGCAAAGAACACCAAAAAAUGCACAACCCUGAGUGGAGGCAAAAUCACCCAUGCGAGGAAUGCCCCAAGUCCUUCGGCAGGAGCUCUGAUCUUAAAAGGCACAAGGAUACAGUGAGCUAA
This is a messenger RNA of Penicillium brevicompactum, 906 nucleotides long. RefSeq lists its product as uncharacterized. NCBI's taxonomy places the organism in Eukaryota, Fungi, Ascomycota, Eurotiomycetes, Eurotiales, Aspergillaceae. Gene Ontology annotation, cellular component: nucleus. The transcript has a single exon. The record is from RefSeq and is a predicted model, not a curated record. The coding region runs from base 1 to 906 and encodes 301 amino acids.